AUGGGCGACCUUGAUGAGCUCUUCGAGAAGGGAAAGACCUUAACUACUGCCAAAACAAAAGAGCUCCUAGAUACCGAGCGCGGUUGGUGCGAUGAGGCCCAAGCUAAUCCCGUGUCGGCUGCGUACUAUGAAGUCCUUUGCCGCAUGUACCUGAGCGGGAAAGAAAGCUCGGCAGCUCUGGGGCACAAGAUGAAGUAUUGGCAAUGGCAGCGAGACGAGGAGAAGAAGAAGCUCGACAGGGAUCGGCUUGACAAGGAAAAGGCCGAAAACAAGAAGCUGGACGAUGACAAGCUGGACAACGGUAAGCUGGACACCGGCAAGCUGGACACCGGCAAGCUGGACACCGGCAAGCUGGACACCGGCAAGCUAGACGACACCAAGCUAAACAACACCAAGCUGGACAACACCAAGCUGGACAACACCAAGCUGGACAACACCAAGCUGCUCGAUGACGGCAAGAAGCUCGGUGACGGCAAGAAGCGCAAGAAGCGCAAGAAGCGCAAGAAGCUCGAAGAUGGAAAGAAGCUCGACACCACCACUACUGAAUCAAAAGCUCGCAACCCUCGGAACAACGUCCUGUCGACCCUUUCCAUCACUACAGAGGCGCAAGAGCCCCUCGAAGCAUGCCCUCUUCCCGACCCCAGGUACAGCUUACCAGGAUUGAAGUUCUAUCCACCUCAAGAUCCAGCGAUAAAGCGGGAAGCAGAUGAAGAGGCCGAGAAGGUGCGCAAAGCAAAGCGUCUAGUCCGACGUAACAACCCCCCAGGUACCAGGAGGAAGAAGUGUGGACUCUUCCGCAGUGAUGAGAAUAUUGUCAAGCGAAAGACUGCUGGUCGGGGCAUCGAGCACCACCCACCCGUGGAGGCCAAAUUUGAUCUCGAUCGGAAAUGCAAGUGCCACAGAUGGAACCGUGUACCCACAAAGAUUUGUUUCAAAUGUGGUAGACCUGACGCAGAGGGUUGGGAGUACACUGCCCAUAAUGGUGUUGACGGUGUGCUUCCCCCUUUCCCGGGUUACGCACCUGAUUGUCCCCCGGAGGCUGCAAAGCGAGGCAUGUUCUUCGCUACCCAUCCUGGCCCUUGGAGGCCGCUGUUCACACCUACUCUCUUCUUUCUCAACUAUCUUCAAAGGUGCGACCUGAUCACUAGCUUCGAUACCAUGAAUUUCAGCAGCGGUAGUCAAUGGAUUCCAAACCCGCCUGUUCCAAGGCCUCACCAAGGUUUCGCGCCUUGCCCCGUAUCUUACCCUCCAGAUGCAGCCUACAUGUCGGAACUUUAUAGUUUUCUCGAACCCGCGGACAUUAUGGAAAAGAAUGGCUAUGUUCUACAAGAGCUCACCGAUAUCGACCUCAAUCAGAAACGCAGGUGCAAGAAUUGCAAUCAGACUGUUCAAUACCUCACGAAGUCACUACAAAAGACAACCUCAUUCCGUGCCGCCAAUCACCCUCCGAAUGAUUCACUAGGAUCCUACCAUCGGCUACCGACUAUACGUAUCCCACAGGAAGAGGGCUACAUGGACGUCGAUUGCACUAAGCCAUGCAUGUAUCAUCCUGGAGACUACGUCAAAGCCAGUCAGUGCUACAACUGCUGCAAUUCCCAUGUCUCAGCAUCUGUCAAGUAUUGCGUAACCACUCAGAGACAUACGCUGCGCAAAUAUAAGCAGAGCGAUCUCGACCGCAUUUAUCAGUUCCACAUGACCCCACCUGUAUAUGCCGGACAGAAUCGCACUCCCCGCGCCGCGGUCGCCAUUGACUGCGAAAUGGGAACGGCAAAACUCGGCGAUUCAGAGCUUAUCCGUAUUAGCGCUAUUGAUUACUUCACCGGUGAAGUGCUCGUAAACAACCUCGUCGAGCCCGAUCUCCCAAUGCAGAGCCUCAACACCCAGUAUUCUGGAGUCACAUUCGAUCAAUUGAAUCAUGCUGUACUUGUCGGGCACUCCCUCAAAGGGAAAGUCGGGGCUAGAGAGGCGCUAUGGAGGUUUGUAGGGCCGGAAACUUUCAUUGUUGGUCAUGGUGUCAACAAUGACCUCAGAGCUCUGCGUAUGAUUCAUCCACGGGUUGUUGAUUCAUAUAUGGUGGAAAACAAGAUCGUUCAAGCGAGGAAAGCUAUCGAAGCUGCUGCUGCUGCUGCCGAAGCAGAGAGAGAGGCGGCGCUCAGCGCACAGCAGCAGCUUCAAGGAGUGGCGGUUCUUCCACAAGGCAUGGGUGUAGGAGGAUGGGGAGUCAGCUCUUCAACACUCAACAACCAAGCUGCCCCAUUCGCCACUGCAGCGUCGCAAGUUGAGCCAAAGAAGAAGAAGAAGCCUAAGGGAUCUGGAGAGUUAUCGUUGAAGAUGCUACUCAAGCGAUACCUUGGUAGGGAAAUUCAGAUGCAAGGCAACUUGGGCCAUGACAGCAUGGAGGAUGCGAUUGCAGCAAGGGAUCUGGUACAUUGGAUGGUCCAGCGUAGACUCAACGAGUCUGUGCAGACAAUAUGGGGAAGCGGAUACGAACAAUAA
This is a messenger RNA of Pyrenophora tritici-repentis Pt-1C-BFP, 2496 nucleotides long. RefSeq lists its product as uncharacterized. NCBI's taxonomy places the organism in Eukaryota, Fungi, Ascomycota, Dothideomycetes, Pleosporales, Pleosporaceae. The record is from RefSeq and is a predicted model, not a curated record.